CCUGAACAGCUUCAGCUCCGGAUUAAAUGUUACAGUGCAGUGCAGAUUGACCAUGAUGAUGCGUGCGACUUCGUCUUCUCCCUCUGUACAAGACAUUUGGAAAUGGACAUUCACAAGGGAUGCCAUAGCACCAUGUUUCAUUCGGGACGUGCUUUCCAUGAAGGAGGCUGGUGUGGAUGCUGAUUUUUUUUGGAUUGGACAUACGCCUUGUCGAUCCGUAAAUCUCGUUGGCAUGGUCGUCGCAGUGCAGGUUCACGAGAAGCGAACCAUUUACACUUUAGAUGAUGGGACUGGAGUAGUUGACUGCAUUCUGCGCCAUCCAGCACCCGCAAAGCCUGCUGCGGAAAGUAAGGACAUGGCCCGGCCACCUUCAUCAAAGAAACCCAAGUCAGGUAUCACACCCCUAGAACCUCCAAUUCCGGUAACCGAAGUUGGAUACGUAGUUCGGGUCGUUGGGAAGGUUGUACGCCACUAUGAGACGCGGCAAAUCAUCGCAGACUCCAUUGAGCCUUGUGCAUCCGUAAUCGAUGAAGCAGACCACUGGAUACGCGUCGUGGAGCUUCACAAGUCCAAGUAUUCCCUUGCAGCACCAUUCGUAAUCCCGUCACCCACCGAGCCAAUCCGAGACAACGUCGACAGACAAUAUACUGAUGAUACAAGUGUGUCCUCCACGAGAGUGGCACACAAUGCUGGGUCGUACGCAUUGGCUUCGCGGGGACCGCCGCCGCAGGCCCGUGCUCCACUAUCACCCGGACCGUCCAUCUAUUGCGUCCUCUACGCCCCCUCCAAAAUCAAACUACGCCAUCCUUCCAGGCUCCGCAGCUGUGAUCUUACCUCGAACAUAUUUCGUUUACAUCUCAAACAUUACAUGGACAAUGUGAGAGUAAAUCCACAACCAGAUCUCUCCCACAACCAUCGCAAGAAACAAGCGAGCCAUUUGCAGCGAACGCCGAUGAUGCAACGGAUGGAUUACGAUUGUGACACCUAUGGUGAUCUAUCGCCAAUGUCUGAACCGCCACAUGGCUUUACGCUUUCUCAUCUUCGGCGCCUCGCAGCGCGUGUCGUGCGGGCCGAGGCACGAAGAAGGGCAAAGGUUGAGCAGUCUGAGACACGCCGACGUGCCAAAACCCAACCUGCCAUGUUAUCUACCGGGGCAGCGUCCGCAGUGAGUACUGGUAACUCUAUCAGGGUUCCCACCAGCAAACGUGAUGCCUCUCCUCGCGAUCCCUUCCGAGCAAAGAAGAAACGACUCUUCGAGUGGGCGCUUGCGCGGCUGUAUGAGGAAGGCGGUAUAGUACUCUGGGAUGGGCCCGUGCAUCCCCUACCGUUACCCGUUUCUACAUCCGAGGCGCGGACGGAAAACUCAUUGUGGAGUGAAUCGGCAAGCAGUAAAUCCUCCACCUCUGCUAUUUCGGUACCUUUGACUUCAGUUUCCGUGUCGCGUACGAGUGGCCGCGGUACGGAGGAGGAAGACAUGAAUGAAUAUCUGUCCGAUCCUCAGCCCAACGAAGACGCAUAUGUGUCUCUCACGCCAGAGUUAUUGUCGACUUAUGUGGAGGAGGCAGCGACGGCCCUAAAGCGUGGGAAGGGAAGAGGGGGAGGAAGGCGCGAACCGACACCAGAAGAAGUCGCGGCAUACCUUCGCCGGACAGAUGCACGGUGGGCACGGGUAGGGGCGUGGGCUGUGAAGGAAGCCCUGGAAGCCUUGGGCAGAUAAAUGCAAUGGCGGCAGACAUUCUAUCGGUCGAAUAUGUCAC
Molecule: messenger RNA, 1757 nt
Organism: Pisolithus orientalis
Lineage: Eukaryota; Fungi; Basidiomycota; Agaricomycetes; Boletales; Pisolithaceae
Exons: 6
Coding region: 53-1717 (554 amino acids)
Biological process (GO): DNA replication; nucleotide-excision repair; double-strand break repair via homologous recombination
Cellular component (GO): site of double-strand break; DNA replication factor A complex; chromosome, telomeric region
Source: RefSeq, a predicted model, not a curated record